AUGCAGGACCGCAAGCCGAUCGAGCUUGAGGCAGGCUGGACCUUCAUGCAGAAUGGGAUCAUGAAGCUGAGAAAGCUAUUGGAGGGAGAAGAAGAGGAGCAGUUCACUGCUGAAAAUUAUAUGAUGCUCUACACGACGAUCUACAACAUGUGCACACAAAAGCCGCCCUAUGACUACUCAGAGCAGCUGUACAACAGAUAUAAAGACUCUUUCAGCCUGUACAUUAGGGAGAAGGUGUUGCCAGCUCUUAGAGAACACCACGAAGAGUACUUGUUGAGGGAACUGUACAAGCGAUGGGGCAAUCAUAAGGUCAUGGUGCGAUGGUUGUCGCGGUUCUUCAACUACCUAGACAGGUACUACAUCACGCGGCACUCGCUGCACUCCCUCAAUGAUGUGGGCCUCAUCCGCUUCAGAGACGACGUGUACACGGAGGUGAAGGUGCAGGCGCGGGGGGCGAUCCUGGCGCUAAUAGAGAGGGAGCGUGAGGGGGAGCAGGUGGACCGAGCGCUGCUGAAGAACGUGCUGGGCAUCUUCAUCGAAGUGGGCAUGGGCGGCAUGGACUGCUACGCGGACGACUUUGAAAAGCAGCUGCUCUCCGACUCCGCCGCCCACUACAAGAAAAAGGCCACCGCCUGGAUCGCGGAGGACUCGUGCCCAGACUACAUGCUGAAGGCGGAGGAGUGCCUGAAGGCGGAGGAGGAGCGCGUGGCCAACUACCUGCACGUGGACACCAAGCCCAAGCUGCUCAAGGAGGUGGAGACGGAGAUUCUGGAGCACUACGAGAGCGAGCUGCUGGAGAAGGACAACUCCGGCGCUGCCUCCCUCAUGCGCGACGACAAGAAAGAGGACCUGGCGCGCAUGUACCGGCUGUUCCAGAGGAUACCCAAGGGCCUGGAGCCGGUGGCGGAGAUCUUCAAGAAGCAUGUGGAGGCGGAGGGCAUGAAGCUGGUCAAGGAGGUCACCGAAGCCAUCCAGAGCAAGAAGGAGAAGGACGCCGGCAAGCCGUCCAAGGACUCUGGCAGCACCCACGAGCAGCAGUACAUGAAGACUGUCAUCGAGCUGCAUGACAAGUACCUGCAGUACGUGGUGGAGAGUUUCAACAACAGCUCGCUGUUCCACAAGGCACUGAAGGAGGCGUUCGAGUCCUUCUGCAACAAGACCGUUGCCGGUAUCACCUCCGCCGAGCUCAUGGCCAACUUCUGCAACACCCUCCUCACCAGGGGCGGCGGCGGCGACAAGAUGACGGAUGACGCGGUGGAGGAGAUGCUGGACAAGGUGGUCAAGCUGCUGGCCUACAUCAGCGACAAGGACCUCUUCGCAGAGUUCUACCGCAAGCGCCUGUCGCGGCGCCUGCUGGCCGAGCGCUCGGCGUCCGAUGACCAUGAGCGCGCCGUCCUCACCCGCCUCAAGCAGCAGUGCGGCGCCCAGUUCACCUCCAAGAUGGAGGGCAUGGUCACGGAUCUGCAGCUGGCGCGCGAGAAGCAGCAGGGCUUUGAGGCGUGGCAAAAAGAGAACGGCAAGACGAUUUCCAUCGACAUGUCCGUGCAGGUCCUCACCACCGGCUUCUGGCCCCAGUACAAGGUGGUGGACUUGGCGCUGCCUCAGGAGAUGGUGGAUGGCGUCUCGCUGUUCAAGGAGUUCUACGAGGCGACGGUGAAGCACCGGCGGCUGCAGUGGUACUACCACCACGGCUACGCCAACCUGCGCGCCAACUUCCGCUCCAAGCCAAUUGACAUCACCACCAACACCACCCAGGCCACCGUCCUCCUGCUCUUCAACGCCGACGAAAAGCUGUCGCUGCAAGAGAUAAAGGAGCGUGUGAACCUGCCGGACGAGGACAUAAUCCGCAUCCUGCACUCCAUUUCCUGCGGCAAGUACCGCAUCCUGGCCAAGGAGCCCAACAACAAGACCAUCAACAAGGCCGACAUCUUCACCUUCAACGCCGCCUUCACCGACCGCAUGCGCCGCAUCAGGCUGCCAGCCCCGCCGUCGGAUGAGCGGAAGAAGGUGGUGGAGGACGUGGACCGCGACCGGCGCUACUCCAUCGACGCCGCCAUCGUGCGCACCAUGAAGUCCCGCAAAAUCCUGCAGCACCAGCAGCUGGUGCUGGAGGUGGUGCAGCAGCUGCAGCGCAUGUUCCAGCCGGACAUCCGCGUCAUCAAGAAGCGCAUCGAGGACCUCAUCAACCGCGAGUACCUCGAGCGCGACAAGGACAACCCCAACACCUUCCGCUACAUGGCCUGA
Molecule: messenger RNA, 2244 nt
Organism: Coccomyxa subellipsoidea C-169
Lineage: Eukaryota; Viridiplantae; Chlorophyta; Trebouxiophyceae; Coccomyxaceae
Product: cullin
Exons: 17
Coding region: 1-2244 (747 amino acids)
Biological process (GO): ubiquitin-dependent protein catabolic process; protein ubiquitination
Cellular component (GO): cullin-RING ubiquitin ligase complex
Molecular function (GO): ubiquitin protein ligase binding
Source: RefSeq, a predicted model, not a curated record